Messenger RNA from Dendrobium catenatum, 980 nucleotides. RefSeq lists its product as uncharacterized. The record is from RefSeq and is a predicted model, not a curated record. The transcript has 3 exons. NCBI's taxonomy places the organism in Eukaryota, Viridiplantae, Streptophyta, Magnoliopsida, Asparagales, Orchidaceae. Bases 239 to 664 code for a protein of 141 amino acids. Gene Ontology annotation, molecular function: protein binding.
UGUUUUACGUUUCCUAUUAAAACGCAAAUUUUAAGUAUAAUAACGCUUCUUCCUCAAUUUCGAUCAAAUCACGUUGCUUUUACUUUAGAUUAAACGGCGGCUCUUUAAAAUUUCAGUUUUUUUGUUCCUUCAAGAAGAGAGAAAUAGGCAAGUAGGAUUUUACUCAAAUCGGAUCUUGUUCAAAUCCGUGCAUACAAAAAACCCCUAAAACACGGUAGAAUUCCGGCUGUCACUCUCCAUGGAGACGCUCAAAUCUCUUCUUCCGGAUGACCUAAAGCUGCUUAUCGGCCAAAGCACUUCAGAAAACCUCGACCUAACUUGUUCUUCACUUAUGAAAUCCUGCCAACUUCUGCCCCAGUUUCAGAGAGUUAUUGGACAAUUAACUGGUGGAGCGGCUCUUUGUCGGAAGAGUAAGGAGUCAGCUUUGGAUUGGAAGAAGAAAGGAAAUGAAUGUUUCUCAGAGGGAGACUAUGCUAAAGCUUUGACCUUUUACUCGAAGGCAUUGCGGUAUGCACCAAUGGACAUGGAUGGUAUGGAUGAUAAGUUAGUUGGAACUCUUUAUGUUAAUCGUGCAUCUGCACUAUAUGUAUGUGUCUCUAUCUAUUUUCUUCAUUGUUGUAUUUGUCAUGCCCCGGUAUUUAAAGUGAAGAAUUUUCUUUUUUAGUAUAUGUCCAAUUCAUUAUAUUUCUUUUAUCUUUCAUUUAAUAAUAUGAUUAAUUUCAACAUCCUGAGCUUAUUAAUAACAUUAAAGAAGAAAGCCAAUAAACAAUGGAAAACAUAAUUCAUAUUUUCAUGGUCCAAAAUUAGAUCAUAUCAAUAGAGUCCAAAAUGAUAUAUACACUAGUCACUAUGGCUACCAAAGAAUACAUAAACUAAAGAACUGAAAUAAAACUAUGCUAGCAUCAGUGCAUACAUAACUCAAGCUGCAUGCUCCUUAUCUGAAAUCAUUUAAACCACAUAAUGAGUUAAUAGCCCAACAA